CGUGUCCGCGGCGGCGGCGGCGGCGGCGGGCCCGGGAUGCACCGGCGGGGGGUGGGGGCGGGGGCGAUCGCCAGGAGGAAACUGACCGAGGCCAAGUACAAGGAGCGCGGCACGGUCCUGGCUGAGGAUCAGCUGGCGCAGAUGUCCAAGCAGCUGGAGACGUUCCGGACCCACCUGCAGGCCUUUGCCAGCAAGCACAAGCAGGAGAUCCGGCGCAGCCCCGAGUUCCGGCUGCAGUUCCAGCACAUGUGCGCCGCCAUCGGCGUCGACCCGCUGGCCUCCGGGAAGGGCUUCUGGGCCGAGGUGCUCGGGGUCGGAGAUUUCUACUACGAGCUGGGCGUGCAGAUCAUCGAGGUGUGCCUGGCGCUGCGGCACCGCAACGGAGGGCUGAUCACGCUGGAGGAGCUGCAGCAGCAGGUGCUCAAGGGCCGCGGGAAGUUCGCUCAGGACGUCAGUGCGGACGACCUGCUGCGCGCCAUCCGGAAGCUGAAGGUGCUGGGCAGCGGCUUCGGGCUCAUCCCCGUGGGGGGAACGGUGCUGGUGCAGUCGGUGCCGGCCGAGCUGAGCAUGGACCACACGGUGGUGCUGCAGCUGGCCGAGAAAAAGGGAUUUGUGACAGUCAGCGAGAUCCGGGACAGCCUCGGGUGGGAGACGGAGAGAGCGAAGCAGGUGCUGGACCACCUGCUGAAGGAGGGCAUGGCCUGGCUGGACGCGCAGGCCCCGGCCGAGCCGCAGUUCUGCCUGCCGCUCUUCUCGGAGCUGCACGGGCCGGACGGCACGGCCGGGACCUGAGCGCCCCGGCUGGAAUCCCGGCUGGAAUCCCGGCUGGAAUCCGCCCCAGGAUCACCGGGAAUCCAUCCCAGAAUCCCCAGGAAUCCCGGCUGGAAUCCGCCCCAGGAUCACCGGGAAUCCAUCCCAGAGUCCCCAGGAAU
Camarhynchus parvulus is the source of this 932-nucleotide messenger RNA. It is a transcript of the gene SNF8, whose product is annotated as SNF8 subunit of ESCRT-II. The transcript is spliced from 8 exons. Gene Ontology annotation, biological process: protein transport to vacuole involved in ubiquitin-dependent protein catabolic process via the multivesicular body sorting pathway. Bases 37 to 792 code for a protein of 251 amino acids. The record is from RefSeq and is a predicted model, not a curated record. Gene Ontology annotation, cellular component: ESCRT II complex. NCBI's taxonomy places the organism in Eukaryota, Metazoa, Chordata, Aves, Passeriformes, Thraupidae.